This is a messenger RNA of Helobdella robusta, 378 nucleotides long. RefSeq lists its product as hypothetical. The transcript is spliced from 4 exons. The record is from RefSeq and is a predicted model, not a curated record. The coding region runs from base 1 to 378 and encodes 125 amino acids. NCBI's taxonomy places the organism in Eukaryota, Metazoa, Annelida, Clitellata, Rhynchobdellida, Glossiphoniidae.
AUGAACAUCAUACAGUACAAAGAGAGUUUCUGCGCGAGCUCUAGCAAUUUGAAGACAGUCUGCAGUCAGAUCAGAGUUGAAACUCAACUACAUAUCUUAGUUAGAGACCCAGCGGUACCAAUCCAGUGUCCGAAACGUGACGCGUAUUAUUUUGAGUACAAGGACAUGAGUACAGGCUACUGCGGCCAAGCCAUUUCCUACGCAAAACCGUGCGCUGGUCUGACCCGGGUUCAAUUCCACUUCAAGCACUGCAAUCCUCUUGCUAAUCUAAACAAGAAAGAAGACGCGCGACAAAGAUUACCCAACGACGACAACUGCAGCGAUAAAAACAAAAACAACAACAAAAACAACAACAUUGAUGACAGCAACAUUGAUUGA